AUGGCUCUUAAAAGAAUAAAGAAAGAAUAUAGCGAUCUCCCUAAAGAUUUACCAACUAAUUGUUCUGUUUGUCUUAUUGAUGAUUAAGAUUUUUAUAAAUGGAAGGCAACAAUCUUAGGAUCUGAGGGAUCUCUUUACUACGGUGGCCGUUUCAACCUUUAAAUAGAAAUUCCUAUGGACUAUCCCUUCAGACCACCAAAAAUUUGGUUCUUAACUCGAAUAUAUCAUCCAAAUAUUAAUUCACAUGGAUAAUUAAGUUUAGAUAUAUUAAAAGAUUCAUGGUCUCCUGCCCUAAAAUUAAGUAAAAGUAAUUGAAACCUAUUGAUAAACAUAGUCCUUUCAGUUAUUUGUGAAGUAUUGGAAAAUCCAAAUCCAGAUGAUCCAUUAGAUCCAGAAAUUGCAAAAAUUUAUAAAUACAAUAAACAAUUCUUUAUACAAAAUGUAUAAGAAUGGAUCAAAAAGUAUGCAAUUUGA
Paramecium octaurelia is the source of this 474-nucleotide messenger RNA. Lineage: Eukaryota; Ciliophora; Oligohymenophorea; Peniculida; Parameciidae. The record is from the annotation of a GenBank genome assembly.